AUGGCUGCCGAUUGUAUAUCUCCUGGCAAAUCCUGGCCAAGCAGUGCAUCUCGACCUGCCAGUGCCUCCACCAGACCGCCAAGUGCAGGGAGCGUGCGUGAAGGAUCUCCUGGCCAGCUUUCGAUUGCAAUGAGCCAACGUCCGACCAGUGCUGGCAGCGUGCAUGAUUCGGUCGGCAGGCCUUCCACUGCAUCACUGUAUCGACCAGCCAGCGCAGGUAGCACAGCGCCAACUAGCGCUGAAGGGCCAAGCAGGCCUAGAAGCGCCCAAAGCCAGGCCAGCCCUAACCCAGCAUCUGCACCGUCUGCACGCAGAGCCUCGCUGGAAACAGAAGGAUCUGUGGCUCGCAGUGCGCAAGGGGACUCACCCUCGAGGGCGAAUCGGCCUUUGGGCCCACGUUCACUCGAGAACACCACACAAGGCUCCGACCUUUCCCGCCGCGCUGUUGAGGAAGAGCUGCAGCAGCCAGUCCUGACACCUGUCCCCAACUCACUUGCAACUCCACUCGAGAAGCAGAUAGGCACAGCAAUCGGACUUAAGGGCCGAAGCCGCAUUGUUCCUCGCCUUCCGCGAGACGUCGUGCAGUGUUUGCACGGUCAAAGCUGUUGCUGGCGAUGGUUGGCCAGGGCGGCGUUGGAACAGAUUCAUGGUAGCAGUUUGGCGAGCAUGAGCCUUGCAGACGGCGUCACGUUGAUGAAAGAGGAGCUCGAGCAGCUCAGGGAAGAGCAUUCCAUUAAGGAAACAGAGCGUGGACGAGCAGAGGCUGCUGAAGAAAAUCUUGCCUCAUUGCAGAAGCAGCUCGCAGCAACCAAAGUGGACUACAAGGAAUUCAGGGCCCUCGAGCGAUCUCACGGCCAUUUGCAAGAGGAGGCCGCAUCCUUGCGAAUAUCCACAGGCAGCCUCAUGGCUCAGCUGGAAGUGCAGAAGCAAGACUCGGCACGUCAACUGGCAGCGAUGAGCGGGAAGGCCGAUGCAGAAGUAGCGGCGCUGCGACUCAGGGCAGAGCAAGCAGAGAAAGAGCUGGCCAAGUCACAGGCAACCGAAACUGAGCUCCGUCAAACAGUGGCAGGGCUAAUCCAGGGAAGGGAUGAGGCAGAAAAGAAGAAGCACACCUCGCCUGUGUCCACACGCCGCGUUAGGAGCGCGCGCCGAGCAAACCGAAAGAGCAGCAACAAAGAUGGUUCACGCUCCAAGUCUCGACCAGGGGGCAAGCAGAGGGGGCGACGCAAAUGA
Molecule: messenger RNA, 1233 nt
Organism: Symbiodinium natans
Lineage: Eukaryota; Dinophyceae; Suessiales; Symbiodiniaceae
Source: the annotation of a GenBank genome assembly